Bombina bombina (fire-bellied toad) is the source of this 1740-nucleotide messenger RNA. It is a transcript of the gene PLCZ1, whose product is annotated as phospholipase C zeta 1. Gene Ontology annotation, biological process: positive regulation of cytosolic calcium ion concentration involved in egg activation; intracellular signal transduction; lipid metabolic process. Gene Ontology annotation, molecular function: phosphatidylinositol-4,5-bisphosphate phospholipase C activity. Bases 1 to 1740 code for a protein of 579 amino acids. The record is from RefSeq and is a predicted model, not a curated record. The transcript has 10 exons. Gene Ontology annotation, cellular component: nucleus. Lineage: Eukaryota; Metazoa; Chordata; Amphibia; Anura; Bombinatoridae.
AUGGAAAUCUUUAGAAAAUAUGCUAAUGCUCAGAAAUAUAUCACACUACCAAAGUUUCUUGAGUUUCUUCAUAGAGAACAGUGUGAGUCUUCUUACGACAAACACGUUGCCAGCGAUCUAAUCACAACGUAUGAGCCCAUUAUGGAAGCCUUGAAAAAUAAGUGCAUGACAAUGGAGGGAUUUGCAAGAUUUAUGAGCUCACCCAAUGCCGAUAUAUUUAGUAAGGAGCACAGAGUAACUUACCAAGAUAUGACUCUGCCUCUGUCUAAUUACUUUAUCUCCACCUCGCACAAUACUUACCUGACAUCUGACCAGCUGGUAGGGCAGAGUGACAUCAUGGGAUAUGCCAGUGCUCUCCUAAGAGGCUGCCGAUGUAUUGAAAUUGAUUGCUGGGAUGGGCCAGACGGAGAUCCAAUUGUCUAUCACGGAUACACGUUAACAAGCAAACUGCUCUUUAAGACGGUCAUCAGCGCCAUAGAGGAAUGCGCCUUUGUGGCAUCUCACUACCCGGUUAUUCUGUCUCUGGAGAAUCACUGCUCACCUAGGCAACAGGACCUUAUGGCGUUUUAUUUAACUCGCAUCCUGAACGAUAAGUUGCUCUCUGAGACCAUUGGGAACUCCGGCCAUUUGCCUUCCCCUGAGGAACUGAAGUAUAAAAUAUUAAUAAAAAAUAAAAAACUUGCAGAGCUACGAGGGAAGUUUGAUAACCGUGUCACAGGCGCGGAGGUUGCAGAAUUUACGGAUUACGAUGAUUAUGAAUCUGCCGAAGAGGAAAUUCCUGAAACACCAAGUAAAAAAAGUAUCUUCUCCAAACUCAACCCAUUAAAGAAAAGCGAUGAGCCCAGAAACAAAAUGAAGGUGCAGAAGAGGGUUUUGUCCAAGGAACUCUCAGACCUCGUCAUUUACACAAAAUCUGAGAAAUUUGUGAGUUUUCAGCACUCGAGAGAACAGCAGCAGUUCUAUGAAAACAAUUCCCUAUCUGAGAAACAGGCACGGAAACUCGCAAGAGAGUCAGCUCAUGAUUUCAUCCAUCACACCAUGAAUUUUAUUACUAGAAUUUACCCUAAAGGCCUCAGAGCAGCUUCUUCCAACUUCAAUCCACAGGAAUUUUGGAAUGUGGGUUGUCAGAUGGUGGCUUUAAACUUCCAGACGCCGGGGUUACCUAUGGAUUUGCUAAGAGGGAAAUUCCUGGACAAUGGAGGUUGCGGAUUUGUUAUAAAACCAGAAUGCCUGCGAGAUAGAAAGUGCAGGUUUAAUCCCUAUGACGUUUCACGUACCCCAGCGACACUCUCUGUCACGAUAAUCAGCGGGUUCCAGUUACCGCCCUGCAGCCUCUCUAUGGCCAGCACUAACCCGGUGGUGUCGGUUGAGAUAUUCGGUGUCCCAGCUGAUCAGGCAAUGAAACAAACUGAUGUGAAGAAAUGUGACGCAUUUAACCCACAGUGGAACGAAACUCUGACAUUCCAGGUGCAUAUCCCUGAGCUGGCGAUGGUUCGGUUUUGUGUAGAAGAUCAGAUCUCUCUUUUCUCAAACGAAUUCCUUGGCCAAUACACGCUGCCUUUUACAAGUCUCACUAAAGGUAAAAAACUGAGUGAAAGAGAAAGGAACACAGGGACGACCGCUGUUCUUAUGUGUCAUUAUGAGCAUUAUGUAUUCGAGACUCCAGCUAAAAACUCUGCGGGGAUAAUUCCUAUCAUAUCUAGCUGCUUAGGAAUAAAACUAAUUGGACUCUAUGGGUAA